UGCAUGAUAAUACAGCCCCUAGCUCAGGACAAGGAAGAGACCUGUGUGAACACAUCUGUGUCUAGGCUGACACAGUCUUCACUCAUGCACACACAGACCUGCCUGUUAGGCCAACAGGUGCAUACACACAUGGAAAUAUGCACAUAUACACGCUCCCAUUCGAUGCAUGCUUUCAGACACACAGUGCGCUCAGACAGCUACCCCGAAGUCCAGUACAAAUUCUCACAGCGGUAGUUUCCAAAGGUGGCUGCCAGCUAGUCUUGUAUUUCUCCCACCAUCUGUCAAGAAGAAAACCUUCUAUCCUCCUCUUGUCCGUUUGUGGUGGAAGCAAUGCUCUGACAUUUCUGAGCCCAUGCUUGAAGAAGCCCGGGAAGGAGCCAUCUAUGAAUGAAUGAGUCCAUCCAUCCGGAGGCUGCCAUGUUGGGAGGAAGCCCAAGUGAGCCACACAAGUCCCAAGUGCUGGGACUAAAGGACCUUGUUCUGCAGUCCAUGCUGUCCUUGGUCUUAUGGCAAUCCUCCUGCCUCAGCCUCUCAAGUACUAGGGCUAUUGAUGGAGUCCCAAUGCCCAGCCGAUAUUCAACAGCAGGAAUGACGAAGAUGCUGAUGAUGAGGAUGCUGAUGAUGAAGAUGCUGCUCACUGCUCUCUGCGGCCAGCUCUCUCCCAGCAUCAUGGCUUUCAGUGGCAAAUUUGAAUUUGAGAGUGAGAAGAACUAUGACGAGUUCAUGAAGGGCCUGGGUGUUUCAGAAGACGUGACUACAAAGGCACGGAACCUAAAGAUCACCACAGAGAUCCAGCAGAAUGGACAGGACUUCACCUGGAUCCAGUCUUACUCUGGGACCAACAUCAUGACCAACAAGUUCACCAUUGGCAAAGAAAGUGAAAUUCAGACCGUGGGAGGCAAGAAGUUCAAGGCUACUCUGAAGCUGGAGAACGGGAAGGUGGUGGUAGACUUGCCCAACUUUCACCAGACCUCAGAGAUCGUGGGUGACAAGCUGGUAGAGAUCUUCACCAGUGGGGGUGUGACCUAUGAACGAAUAAGCAAGAGGCUGGCUUGAGCCUCCACCCUGGGCUGGGCUCUGAGGGGCUACAACCCUCCAAUAAAUGUGCUUCAUGCUA
This is a messenger RNA of Myodes glareolus (Bank vole), 1117 nucleotides long. RefSeq names its product fatty acid binding protein 6 (gene Fabp6). The record is from RefSeq and is a predicted model, not a curated record. Gene Ontology annotation, molecular function: lipid binding. Lineage: Eukaryota; Metazoa; Chordata; Mammalia; Rodentia; Cricetidae.